AUGUCGGAUACCAAGGUAAAAGUUGCAGUCCGGGUCCGGCCCAUGAACCGACGAGAACUGGAACUGAACACCAAGUGCGUGGUAGAAAUGGAAGGGAAUCAAACGGUCCUGCACCCGCCUCCUUCCAACACCAAACAGGGAGAAAGGAAACCUCCCAAGGUAUUUGCCUUUGAUUAUUGCUUUUGGUCCAUGGAUGAAUCUAACACCACAAAAUAUGCUGGGCAAGAAGUGGUUUUCAAGUGCCUUGGGGAAGGAAUUCUUGAAAAGGCAUUUCAGGGGUAUAAUGCUUGUAUCUUUGCAUAUGGACAAACAGGUUCAGGAAAAUCCUUCUCCAUGAUGGGCAAUGCCGAGCAGCUGGGCCUUAUUCCACGGCUCUGCUGUGCUUUGUUUCAAAGAAUCUCUUUGGAGCAAAAUGAAUCCCAGACCUUCAAAGUCGAAGUCUCAUAUAUGGAAAUUUAUAAUGAGAAAGUUCGGGAUCUUUUAGACCCCAAAGGGAGCAGGCAGUCCCUUAAAGUUCGAGAGCAUAAAGUUUUGGGACCAUAUGUAGAUGGUUUAUCUCAGCUGGCUGUUACUAGCUUUGAGGAUAUUGAGUCAUUGAUGUCCGAAGGAAAUAAGUCUCGAACGGUAGCAGCAACCAACAUGAACGAAGAAAGUAGCCGCUCCCACGCCGUGUUCAACAUCAUCAUCACGCAGACGCUUUAUGACCUGCAGUCUGGGAACUCAGGCGAGAAAGUCAGUAAAGUCAGCCUGGUAGACCUGGCAGGCAGCGAGAGAGUAUCUAAAACGGGAGCCGCAGGAGAGCGACUGAAAGAAGGCAGCAACAUUAACAAAUCCCUAACAACCUUGGGGUUGGUUAUAUCAUCACUGGCUGACCAGGCAGCUGGCAAGGGUAAAAACAAAUUUGUGCCUUACCGAGAUUCAGUCCUCACUUGGCUUCUUAAGGACAAUUUGGGGGGCAACAGCCAGACCUCCAUGAUAGCUACUAUCAGCCCAGCAGCAGACAACUAUGAAGAGACUCUCUCCACCUUGAGAUAUGCAGAUCGAGCCAAGAGGAUUGUUAACCACGCUGUGGUUAACGAAGAUCCCAACGCCAGGGUCAUCCGGGAACUGCGGGAAGAAGUGGAGAAACUACGAGAGCAACUCUCCCAGGCGGAGGCUAUGAAGGCCCCUGAACUGAAGGAGAAGCUUGAAGAAUCUGAAAAGCUGAUGAAAGAACUAACAGUGACGUGGGAAGAGAAGCUGAGGAAAACGGAAGAAAUUGCACAGGAGAGACAACGACAACUUGAAAGUAUGGGGAUUUCCCUUGAGACGUCUGGCAUCAAGGUGGGCGAUGACAAGUGUUACCUAGUCAACCUAAAUGCAGACCCUGCCCUCAAUGAACUCCUGGUCUACUAUUUAAAGGCUCACACCAGGGUAGGUGCCGAUACCUCUCAGGAUAUACAGCUCUUUGGCAUAGGAAUUCAGCCUGAGCACUGUGAGAUCGACAUUGCAUCCGAUGGAGACGUUUCUCUCACUCCAAAGGAAAAUGCAAGGUCCUGUGUAAAUGGUGCCCUCGUGUGCAGCACCACCCAGCUGUGGCACGGCGACAGAAUCCUCUGGGGAAAUAACCACUUUUUUAGAAUUAAUCUGCCAAAGAGGAAGCGGAGAGACUGGUUGAAAGACUUUGAAAAAGAAACAGGUCCACCGGAGCAUGACUUGGAUGCAGCCAGUGAAGCGUCCUCAGAGCCAGACUAUAACUAUGAGUUUGCACAGAUGGAGGUGAUCAUGAAAACCCUCAACAGCAAUGACCCGGUUCAAAAUGUGGUCCAGGUCCUGGAGAAGCAGUACCUGGAAGAAAAGAGGAGUGCCCUCGAGGAACAGCGGCUGAUGUACGAACGGGAGCUGGAGCAGCUCCGCCAGCAGCUGUCCCCUGAGAGACAGCCCCAGAGCAGCAGCCCUGACCGCCUGGCCUACAGCAGCGAGACGGCACAGCAGAAGGUGACCCAGUGGGCAGAGGAGAGGGAUGAGCUCUUCCGACAAAGCCUGGCCAAGCUUCGAGAGCAGCUCGUGAAAGCUAAUACACUGGUGCGGGAAGCCAACUUCUUAGCUGAGGAAAUGAGCAGACUCACUGAUUACCAAGUGACCCUUCAGAUCCCGGCCGCAAACCUCAGUGCCAAUAAAAAGAGAGGGGCAAUAGUAAGUGAGCCAGCCAUUCAAGUGAGGAGAAAAGGAAAGAGUACUCAAGUGUGGACCAUUGAGAAGCUGGAAAAUAAAUUAAUUGAUAUGAGAGAACUUUAUCAAGAAUGGAAGGAAGAAGUUCCAGAGGCAAAGAGACUCUACGGGAAGCGAGGUGACCCCUUUUAUGAAGCCCAGGAGAACCACAACCUAAUUGGCGUGGCCAAUGUGUUCUUGGAGUGCCUCUUCUGUGAUGUGAAGCUCCAGUAUGCAGUUCCCAUCAUCAGCCAGCAGGGGGAGGUUGCAGGGCGUCUCCAUGUGGAAGUGAUGCGUGUCACAGGGGCAGUUCCAGAGCGUGUGGUGGAGGAUGACUCCUCGGAGAACUCCAGUGAAAGUGGAAGCCUGGAAGUCAUAGACAGCAGUGGGGAAAUCAUUCACCGGGUCAAAAAACUGACGUGCAGGGUAAAAAUUAAAGAGGCAUCUGGGUUGCCCUUGAGCCUCUCUAAUUUUGUCUUCUGUCAAUACACGUUUUGGGACCAGUGUGAGUCUACGGUGGCCGCACCUGUGGUGGACCCUGAAGUGCCUUCUCCUCAGUCCAAGGAUGCACAGUACACAGUGACGUUCUCCCACUGCAAGGACUAUGUGGUGAAUGUAACCGAAGAGUUCCUGGAGUUCAUUUCAGAUGGAGCAUUGGCAAUUGAAGUGUGGGGUCACCGGUGUGCUGGCAACGGUAGCUCCAUCUGGGAGGUAGAUUCUCUUCACGCUAAGACAAGGACGUUGCAUGAUAGGUGGAAUGAAGUGACCCGCAGAAUAGAAAUGUGGAUCUCCAUCCUAGAGCUGAAUGAGCUGGGAGAAUAUGCUGCCGUGGAGCUUCAUCAGGCUAAGGAUGUCAAUACAGGAGGCGUCUUUCAGCUACGACAGGGUCAUUCUCGUAGAGUGCAAGUAACAGUGAAGCCUGUCCAGCAUUCAGGGACACUGCCUCUGAUGGUCGAAGCCAUCUUGUCAGUAUCCAUUGGCUGUGUAACAGCCAGGUCUACCAAACUCCAGCGAGGCCUGGACAGCUACCAGAGAGAUGAUGAGGAUGGUGAUGAUAUGGAUAGUUAUCAGGAAGAAGAUUUAAACUGUGUAAGAGAGAGAUGGUCUGAUGCACUCAUUAAAAGACGUGAAUACUUGGACGAACAGAUAAAAAAAGUCAGCAAUAAAAAAGAGAAAACAGAGGAUGACGUGGAGCGGGAAGCCCGGCUGGUGGAGCAGUGGGUAGGGCUGACCGAAGAGAGGAAUGCUGUGCUGGUCCCAGCACCAGGCAGUGGCAUCCCCGGGGCACCUGCAGACUGGGUCCCACCUCCUGGAAUGGAAACCCACAUACCAGUUCUCUUCCUUGAUCUGAAUGCGGAUGACCUCAGUGCCAACGAGCAGCUGGUGGGCCCCCAUGCAUCGGGCGUGAACUCCAUCCUGCCCAAGGAGCACGGGAGCCAGUUUUUCUACCUGCCCAUCAUAAAGCACAGCGACGAUGAGGUUUCAGCCACAGCCUCUUGGGACUCCUCCGUGCAUGAUUCUGUUCACUUGAAUAGGGUCACCCCUCAAAACGAGAGGAUCUACCUGAUCGUGAAAAUCACAGUCCAGCUCAGCCACCCUGCUGCUAUGGAGCUAGUCCUGAGAAAACGGAUUGCAGCCAAUAUUUACAACAAACAGAGUUUCACCCAGAGCUUGAAGAGGAGAAUAUCAUUGAAAAAUAUUUUUUAUUCCUGUGGUGUCACCUAUGAAAUAGUCUCCAAUAUACCAAAGGCAACAGAGGAGAUUGAGGACAGGGAAACGCUGGCUCUCAUGGCAGCAAGGAGUGAAAAUGAAGGCACAUCAGAUGGGGAGACCUACAUUGAGAAGUACACUCGUGGGGUGCUGCAGGUGGAGAACAUUCUGAGCCUCGAACGCCUCAGGCAGGCCGUAACUGUAAAAGAAGCACUUUCCACCAAAGCCCGGCAUAUACGGAGGAGUCUCAGUACACCGAAUGUCCACAACGUCUCUUCCAGCCGACCAGACCUUUCUGGCUUUGACGAGGAUGAUAAGGGUUGGUCAGAGAACCAGUUAGACAUGUCUGACUACAGUUGCACAGCAGAGAAUCCUCAUGCCUUAAUGGUCAGCCCUUUCAAAGCAUUCUCUCCUCAGCCACCAAAGUUUUUCAAACCUUUAAUGCCUGUAAAAGAGGAGCAUAAGAAAAGAACAGCUCUUGAAGCAAGGCCUCUUCUAAGCCAGGAGAGCAUGCCUUCAUCUCAGGCACAUAACCCUGGCUGCAUUGUACCCUCAGGAAGCAAUGGCAGCAUCAUGCCAGUAGAACUCAGUAGCAAACGUGAGAAGAAGAUUGACUCGGAGGAGGAAGAAAAUGAGCUGGAAGCUAUUAACAGGAAGCUGAUCAGCUCACAGCCGCCUUAUGUACCUGUGGAGUUUGCUGACUUCAGUGUUUACAACGCCAGCUUGGAGAACAGGGAGUGGUUUUCUUCUAAAGUAGAUUUGACAAACUCACGGGUUUCGGAAAAAGAAGUGUCCCGUAGCCCUACCACCAGCAGUAUUACCAGCGGCUACUUUUCCCAUAGUGCCUCCAAUGCCACUUUGUCCGAAAUGGUGGUCCCUUCUAGUGACAGCUCAGAUCAGCUGGCCGUUCAGGUGAAGGAUGCAGAUCCCCAGGUGAAGGAUGUAGAUCCCCAGGAGCACUCCGGACCAUCACUCGUACAUGAAUGCAGAACUUCAUCAAACAGAGAGCUGACCGAACAAGAGAGAGGCGUGGUGAAGGAGAAAUUAACCAUGGUUCCACUCAAGGAAAACAGUGCCUUAGCCAAAGGGAGCCCAUCAUCCCAAAGCAACCCUGAGAAGAUCUCCAGAAGACUGUGCAGGACCGGAUCAUGUUCAGAACUCGAGGCCUGCCCCAGCAAAAAUGGCCCACCGGCCAAGGAAUUCUCCCCCAGGGAGGUGACCAUCGAACACACCACGAACAUCCUGGAGGACCACUCUUUCACAGAAUUCAUGGGUGUGUCAGAUGGGAACAACUUUGACGGUUUGACGGAUUCUUCCACUGGAGAACUUUUGAAGCGGAAGAGCCUGCCAAGCAAAACUGGUGGUAAGAGUGUCUCAGAUGCGCUGCAGGACCCUGGCCAGCUGCGUUCUGCAUCAGACAGUGACCAGGUAAUGAAUCCAGGGGCAGCCCUUUGGACUCUGUGCUGUUAA
Messenger RNA from Elephantulus edwardii (Cape elephant shrew), 5370 nucleotides. It is a transcript of the gene KIF13A, whose product is annotated as kinesin family member 13A. NCBI's taxonomy places the organism in Eukaryota, Metazoa, Chordata, Mammalia, Macroscelidea, Macroscelididae. The record is from RefSeq and is a predicted model, not a curated record. Gene Ontology annotation, molecular function: cell adhesion molecule binding; ATP binding; microtubule motor activity. Gene Ontology annotation, biological process: regulation of protein localization; microtubule-based movement. Gene Ontology annotation, cellular component: adherens junction.